AUGGACUUUUUGGAUCGAGUUGUAAAGCCCAAAACGAAAAGAGCCAAGAGAUUCCUUGAGAAGAGAGAACCGAAACUCAGUGAAAAUAUUAAAAAUGCCAUGCUGAUUAAAGGGGGAAAUGCAAAUUCAAUGGUGACACAAGUACUUAAAGAUGUGUAUGCACUGAAAAAACCGUACGGAGUUCUGUAUAAAAAGAAAAACAUUACAAGACCAUUUGAGGAUCAGACAUCAUUGGAAUUCUUAUCAAAGAAGUCAAAUUGUUCUUUAUUUAUGUUUGGCUCCCAUAAUAAGCGGCCAAAUAAUCUAGUAAUAGGUCGUAUGUAUGACUACCAUGUGCUGGAUAUGAUUGAGUUGGGUAUCGAGAAGUUUGUCUCUCUAAAAGAUAUUAAGAAUAGUAAAUGUCCUGAGGGAACAAAACCCAUGUUAAUAUUUGCUGGUUAUGAUUUUGAUGUAACAGAAGACUACAGAAGGCUAAAAAGUCUUCUUAUUGAUUUCUUCAGAGGCCCCACAGUACCAAAUAUCCGCCUGGCUGGUGUAGAGUAUGUUCUGCACUUCACUGCAUUGAAUGGGAAGAUUUACUUUCGAAGUUAUAAACUGCUGUUGAAGAAAUCUGGUUGUAGAACACCAAGGAUUGAAUUGGAAGAGAUAGGGCCCUCGUUAGAUCUGGUUCUGAGGAGCACACAUCUGGCGCCCCUGGCAUCAGAUGAUCUUUAUAAAUUAUCUAUGAAAAUGCCAAAAGUGCUCAAGCCAAAGAAGAAGAAAAACGUCUCCCAUCAUACUUUUGGUACAACUUAUGGAAGGAUUCAUAUGCAGAAGCAAGGCCUAAGCAAACUACAAACCAGGAAAAUGAAAGGGUUGAAGAAGUGA
Molecule: messenger RNA, 867 nt
Organism: Callorhinus ursinus (northern fur seal)
Lineage: Eukaryota; Metazoa; Chordata; Mammalia; Carnivora; Otariidae
Product: ribosome production factor 2 homolog
Biological process (GO): maturation of LSU-rRNA from tricistronic rRNA transcript (SSU-rRNA, 5.8S rRNA, LSU-rRNA); ribosomal large subunit assembly
Cellular component (GO): nucleolus
Molecular function (GO): rRNA binding
Source: RefSeq, a predicted model, not a curated record